Messenger RNA from Peromyscus eremicus (cactus mouse), 2175 nucleotides. RefSeq names its product regulator of G protein signaling 16 (gene Rgs16). Bases 1 to 651 code for a protein of 216 amino acids. NCBI's taxonomy places the organism in Eukaryota, Metazoa, Chordata, Mammalia, Rodentia, Cricetidae. The transcript has 5 exons. The record is from RefSeq and is a predicted model, not a curated record.
AUGUGCCGCACCCUGGCCACCUUCCCCAACUCCUGCCUGGAGAGAGCUAAAGAGUUCAAGACACGUCUGGGGGUCUUUCUUCAUAAAUCAGAGCUGAGCUCCGAUAUUGGGGGGAUUAGCAAAUUCGAGUGGACCAGUAAACAUAGCAAAGAGAGAAGCUUCUCGGAAGAUGUUCUGGGAUGGAGAGAGUCCUUUGAUUUGUUGCUGAGCAGCAAGAAUGGAGUGGCGGCCUUCCACGCCUUCCUGAAGACGGAGUUCAGCGAGGAGAACCUGGAGUUCUGGCUGGCCUGUGAGGAGUUCAAGAAGACCCGGUCGGCCACCAAACUGGCCACCAGGGCUCACCGCAUCUUUGAGGAGUACAUUCGCAGUGAAGCCCCUAAAGAGGUGAACAUAGAUCAUGAGACCCGGGAGCUGACCAAGACCAAUGUGCAGGCAGCCACGGCCAGUUGCUUCGACGUGGCUCAGGGGAAGACGCGCACCCUGAUGGAGAAGGACUCCUACCCCCGCUUCCUCAAGUCGUCUGCUUACCGGGACCUGGCUGCCCAAGCCUCGGCCACCUCCACCUCUGCAUCCAGCAGCAGCAGCAGCAGCAGCAGCAGCAGCAGCAGCAGCAGCAGCAGCAGCAGCCCAGCUGAGCCUUCACAUACUUGAGCCUCCACAGCAGCCGAGAAGCCAGCAGGAAGAGAGGUGGAGUCCACCCGUCCGUCCCUGAAGCAGCUGCCCAGUGUGUGGGAGGCAGGUUCUGCCCAACAAGUGCCAGAGGACAGUGAAGGGACAGACAUUCCCGCAUCCUGGAUGUGAAGAAUUCCCUCUCCUCCAGAUACCGUGGGGGGCUCGGGGUGGGAGAGGCUCCUCACUUCCCGGACCUGUGGCUGAGAGCUGGACCAGGAGGCUGUACGGGGGCGCUCCGGGGAAGGGUCGGGGGCACAAAGGAACGCUGGGGUGGGUUGGGAACCUUGAGAACGGGAGCUGGAGAGAACCGUAGCAGCUGCUCACCUGCAAGACGUUGGCUUUGGGCACCUCUUGAUUUCCUCAUUCCUGGACUGGGCCUAGAAAAAACUGUGAAUGUGGAACCUUCCUCGUCUGCGCUCGCCUUCCCAGAGAUACCAGGGGUCCCCCAGCGUAGGCUUCUUAACAUUCCCGUGUUCAUUCUUACGGUCUCACGGGGGUCAAGGCGUCAAUAGGAUUCUUGCCCCCAAUGGGAUUUUUAUACCUCAAAACCUGGCCUGUGAGCCCCUUUCCAGGCCAAUAAUGAGCCCUGGAAAAGAAGCCACUUUGCUCGUGUGACCCUAGACUGGGUGCUCUUGGUGGCCUUCUGUGGGUGGCCCCCUGUCCUUACAUUUGCCGCAGGGUCCACCAUUGAACAGGGCUAACUGGGAGGCCUUACUGAGCCCUGCACGGCCUUGGGAGAUGAGGUCUAAGAGGGGGGAGGUGGAUGGAAGGGGGCUUCGGGCACCGGGGCCAUGUCCACUCAAGUCCAGCAACCGAGUGAGGGAGAAAACCCAUCUGUAGGAGGAGCCCAGAAGUCUAGCUGAAGUCAAAUCAGCUCUCUUUGCGACUAUGAGACUGGGAACGAGAGACGCCCCCCGGUGGAAGAGGAGCCUUGUGUUUCUUUCCUGUAGACAGGAGAUGCCCACUGUCAUAGGGGAGAGGUAGACCAGGGACCAAGACAGGUCUGGAUCGGAAGCUGGGAGUGCAACCAGGGCGGAUUGAGGGCUGCUUGGAAGGUCGGGGCUGGGGGGGGGGGGAAUCAACCCACCUAUCCCCUCUGGGUCUUACCGAACAAACAUUCUAAGUAAGUUCGACUUCCCGCACCAGAGACCAAACCGGCAGUGGAGACCCAGGUCGCCAACAUUGUUCUCUCUGCACUUGAGGCUUCUCCAGGAGAAAAUUAUUUAAGUAUAAUAUAUUGUUACAUUGUGUUGUGCUGAUUGUCUCAGCUGUUAGUGUCGCUGUGGUUAUUUAUUGUGGUUUGCUUGCCUCUACUGGAGAAUCUCAGCGGGAGCCACUGCCUGGCUGUGCCUCCUCUCCCCACCAGACUCUACCUCUGCAAGCCUUGGGAACCACUGAGGGCUGUCGGGGGAACACCCCACUGUUUUAAUAUUUAUUUAUUGUUAACCAGGGGAACUGGGUUCCCUUAUCAGCAGUGUAUGCAAUCCCCGUUUUCCUGUUUGA